Molecule: messenger RNA, 6621 nt
Organism: Paramuricea clavata
Lineage: Eukaryota; Metazoa; Cnidaria; Anthozoa; Malacalcyonacea; Plexauridae
Source: the annotation of a GenBank genome assembly
CGGAAUUUUUGUCGCCACAGUACUUUUCAAAAUAUUAAGAAAUGGCAGAAUUUUGCAUUAAAUCGUGAUAUUGCUUGGAAUCUUUAUUAAAUUUUCAGUCUUGGAUCAUUUAAUUUGAGCUAAAUCUAUCUAAACGUUUAGUCCGACGUAUAUCAAGCUACAAAUGAAGCGAAGAUUUAGCUCUGGUGCAGGUUCAAGCACUAUAAUAAUUACAAGUCCAACAGAUGGGCACACAAGUGCGGAAAGUGACAGUGGACAACACACCCUUCGCUUGAGCAAACGCUCAAAGCAGCCAGCUCUCAGCGAAGCACGGAAACUAUCGAAGGAUUUAGCGGACAGUCGUACAACAAAAGAAGUAUUGAAUAUAUUGUUAAGAUUUUUUAAACAAUUGCCUCUGGAGUCGGUGGAGGAAACUGAGUUUGCUGCAAAAGUUGUUGUAGAAAGAGCCAAUAAGGAAGAAGAUGUGGCGAACAGAGUUAAACUGUUUUCGAUUUUGGGCACAUUACUGAGGUACCCUGGUGUGAAUUUGAAAUAUAUUGUGGAAGAGGCCAUUAGAUGUAUGGGCAAGGAAGGUGAGUUAGGCCUUUGGAAUUGGAAUUAAGGUAUCAGUUCAGAUAUCGUCACCUAAAAUCAUUCUCAUUAUUUUUCACGAUUUGAAUUUGUCAAAUUUUGAGCUGAAAAUUUGAAUUUCGAUGGAAAAAAUCCAAGAACAUUCUGACGAUUCUUGGACUUUUUCCUAGCUUCUGAGCUAUCAGCUACGUCUUUGACUUCGUUUUGCCAUGGCUUCGCUAACUGUAUAAACAAAGUCAGUAUUUGCCAAAAAUUUCAACAGAAAGCCAUUUUUGAAACACUUGCUAUACAAUGUGAGCACCCGAAGCGCGUUUGACGCCAGCUGACAGCCGGAAAUUUUGUCUCCGAUUGCUCGGCUGCCAGCCGGGCGGUACUAUAGUAUACUAUUCGUUCAAAAAAUGCGCGCAUUUCGGAGACUGGUUCUAGAAUGUUUCAUAAGCAGAAAACCACUAAAAUUACAUUAAAUUUUCCGAAAAUCAUCGAAAUGCAUCUAAAUUCAUCUUCCCAAUGCAUAUAGCUAGCUAUGCGACAGGUAAAUAAACGAGAAAAAAAAAAUUUCGGCAAAGAGAAAAAUUCAAAUUCGAUUGCGCACACUCCGGGAUUGAACCCACGACCCUCAGCAUACACGCCGUGUGUUGUCCCCUUGCGCUACCACGUCUUACACGGAAAAUAUGUUAAUUAAUUGUAUAUACACAAGUUAUUCUUAGCCAGCGCGAUUUAUGAUUGCGUAAAUACGUACACCAUUGUACACGGCCAAGGGUACAGUAGCAGCUGAGCCGUAUCUACUCUUUAAUACAAUACUUAUAAUACAUCACGGCAUAGAUCACGGCUACCAGCCGGGGUUAUUUAACUGUAAUACAACUCUACAAUGCAAUACGACUUAUAUGAGUGUCAGCCGAGCCUGUCGGUAGUAUACUAUAGUAUACUACAAUACAUCACGGCUACCAGCUGGCAAUACGGCUAUCAGCCGGGCAUGUCUGUAGCAUACUAUAGUAUACUACAAAACAUCACGGCUACCAGCCGGGGUUAUUUAACUGUAAUAAAAUACUACAAUGCAAUACGAGUGUCAGCCGAGCCUGUCGGUAGUACACUAUAGUAUACUACAGACACGCCCGGCUGAUAGCCGUAUUGCCGGCUGGUACCCGCAAUACUACAGUACUAUAGUAUAGUAUACUACAGACACUGUAGUAUACUACAGUACACUAUAGUAUACUAUCGUAGUAUACUACAGUACACUAUAGUAUAGUAUAUUGUAUACUACAGACACGCCCGGCUGAUAGCCGUAUUGCCGACUGGUAGCUGUGAUGUAUUGUAGUAUACUAUUGUAUACUACCGGCAGGCUCGGCUGACACUUGUAUUGCAUUGUAGUAUUGUAUUACAGUUAAAUAACCCCGGCUGGAAGCCGUGACCUAUGCCGUAAUGUAUUGUAAGUAUUGUAUUAAAGUGUAGAUACGGCUCGGCUGCUACUGUACCCUUGGCCGUGUACGAUGGUGUACGUAUUUACGCAAUCUUUAAUCGCGCUGGAUAAAAAAACCUGUAUAUAUACAAUAAAUUAACAUAUUUUCCGUGUAAGACGUGGUGGCGAAGGGGAACAACACUCAGCGUGUAUGCUGAGGGUCGUGAGUUCAAGUCCGGAGUGCGCGCAAACGAAUUUGAAUUUUUUCUUUUUGCCGAAAUAUUUUUUUCUCGUUUAUUUACCUGUUGUAUAGCUAACUAUAUGCAUUGGGAAGAUGAAUUUAGAUGCAUUUCGAUGAGUUUCGGAAAAUUUAAUGUAAUUUUGGUGGUUUUCUGCUUAUGAAACAUUCUAGAACCAGCCUCUGAAAUGCGCGCAUUUUUUGAACGAAUAGUAUACUAUAUAUAGUACAGCCCGGCUGGCAGCCGAGCAAUCAGAGACAAAAUUUCCGGCUGUCAGCCGGCGUCAAACGUGCUAAUUGGGUGAUGUGAGAUGGAUGUAAUAUUGAAAUAAUGAAAAUGUCACGUGGCUGCCAAUAACACAUGCAGGCGGGUGACGGUAAACUGAUAUGUUAAUUCCAUUGGCCUUAUUAAUUCUAAUAAAAUAAAGGUGGCCGGUUAAUUCUGGCCAGAAUCCCUAUUUUUCUGCUUCUGGCCAGAACUGAUAAAAAACCAGAACCAUGUCUUAAUUUGAAAAAUGAAUUAGGGAUGCACUGGAACUCAGUCCCAGCUGGUUAGUUUCCGGCCAGAACCCUGUCUUUUUAGAGUUCCGGCCAGAACUGAUGAAAAAAAUAUGGCUGGAACCGGAACUUUGUCUUAUUGGGGUAGGAAAUUAUUUUUUUACUGAUGAACAUCAACCAAGUAUUUCAACGGAUGGUGUUGCUGACAUGCAGACUAAAUAAGAAACAAAAACCAACCAUAUCUAGACGCUAGGCUGUUGCUGUAUUUGAAAAACAACGAUAAAAAAUAUCGAUAUUUUUCGCAAUUGGAUUUUAUGCAAAAUUUGCUCGAUUUCAUGCAAAAUUUUCUGUUUUCAACGACGCCAAAAAGCUGUGAUAUAACACGAGAAGUGUCCGCUUUGGGAAUUGAAAGUGCGUAUAUUUGCAUCCACACUCUGAGUGAAUCGUGUGUUAUAUUUUUGGCCAGGAAAUUUUUGUUUCAAAACGUGCUGUUCAACUGCAAAUUCGAAACAUGCAAAGAUUGUCAUAUCUCACCUGAUAAUAGACCGAGAAAUGUCGAUAUUCUGAUAUAUCGAAAAUUUCAAUAUUGAGUAAUCGGUAUUUAAAAAAAGAUAAUUAUUGGAAUAUCGAUAUACCGCAACAGCCUACUAGACGCCAUGUUCAAAUGACUAAACAUGCAAUGUAACAAUGGUAUGACGGUCAGUGUUUAUUGGCACAAUUUAUACUAAAGACAGAUAUCUGUCUGGACAAACUUAAACAGGGACAAACAGACGGAUCAUCCCUGCCAAAGAGACAUAAAACCCCUGCACCCCCAGAAAAUCCGGCCAUGUGUCGUCAGUUACCUUUGUGUUAGCAUGACAACAGCUUCGAAAUACUUCAUGUUUGGAAAAUAUACAGUAGGCUACAAGUAUAUGGGUUUUGGCAUUCAUGUAUUUCUAGUAUCCUUGUAAAUUGUACAAUGAUAUACAAUAAUUCACAAUGUAUGCAGUUCUUGAAGGUUUAUGUAUGAAAAUAAUUGCAAACACUGCAAUUUUGUGUUUAUUGGAAAAUGUAAGAAUAAAGUACACUUAAAUAAUGACGUUCAGUCCAGCUGCUCUUGGUUUGAAACAUAAACAUGCAGUAUGAUAACUCUACCUGGAUGAAGUGAUUUGCAAGAGUGUAAUUUGCAUAACAUUGCAUUUAACUCCGCUCUGGUCAACGUUAAGAAUUACAAUACAUACUCCGAAUCAAACCAUCACAAUUCACGGCGCACUAAAGUCAAGGUUUGAGUAAUCAAGAAAGCAUGUAGGAUGUGCAUUAUCUUGCUUUCUUGUUUAUUAAUACUCAAAUCUUUAAACUAAGCACAACACAAUUUAAUAUGUCAACAAAAUAGGCUGGUUUCCUUCCUUUGCAUUAUAAACUGUAUCUUUGUAUUCGUAUUACAGAAUCUCACAAUGUUGUUGCCGAAAUACUCAAUACUCUUGGAAUCAUUGGAAAAUUCCUACCUUCAGAGGUACAUAGUAGCCUGUUUAAUCCAUUGAGUGGCAGCACUCUCCACUUGACGAGUAAAAUCGUCUGCGUUAGACAGAGUAAAAUACUCUGGCUUUGGACAGAGUAAAAUAUUAAAGUGAGGUGCAUCGGGGUGCAUUGCCACUUAAAAGGUUAACGUUUUCAUAAUAAUUAAUUUUGUUACCUUUUUGUCUUUAUGUGCAUGGCUGGCUUAAAAGAGUUUUUGCAUAAUUUAAAAGAUUUUUUUUAAUUUUUAGGUUGAACUUCAUGGAAGGAUUCUUGAUCUGGCUAAAGAGGUAUAUCACAAUCACAAUACUCGAUUACUUGUAGCCAUAUGUAAUAAAUAUAGUUUAAAAAAAUUUCGGCAUUGAUUGGAACAUCAUUAUUUGUUGCAUGAUGCCAAAGACUAUAAAAGUGCGUUGUAAAACAACAUGACAGGCUGUCAAUUAUUUAAGAAGGCUUCUUUUUAUUGUUAUUGACUUCAAUGACACUCCCCUGAAGGGGGUUUUCAGUGACAAAAUUACAACAUAUAAAUUACUAUAUUAUUAUUACAUUAAAUUCUAGUGAAUAAUUUAUAUUAAAACAAAAUUACGUACGUACAAUAACAGCAAUAACCCUGACAACAACAGCUACACCUACAGGGGACGGUUGUUCAAAGGUGGGUUAGUGCCAACCCUGGUUAAAAUUUAACCCGCCGUUUUAGUUUCAACUUUGUGUAGUUCUGCAUGCACGUCUGUUUAUCUCUAAACGUCAGAGAAGUGAAUUCCUAUCGAUUCAGACAAGAUCUCUGAAGAAACAUUUCCAAAUUUAUAGACAAGCUGUCAGGAAGUUUGCUUCGAAUUUUAAGUUUUAAAACCUGAAGGUUAGGCUAAUCGACUUUUGAACAACCAGCCCCAGAUGAAUAAAGUUGUGCACUUAGUUAAUAUCUAGAUAUUGUUGAAGUAGUUUGUGUUUUAGUUUUAUUUUAAAGUUCGGGAAAGAGUUGGCGCAUAGUUUUAGAUCAGGAUUAAUGUUAUUCCAGAGAGUGAUACAGUAGAUCUGUAGUGGAAAGUUCUUUGUCCAGCAGCGGUUUUGUACACGCGUAGAGGAACAUCCAAUUUUUUCACUUUUUCCAUAAAGGUGGAAAUCUUGGUAACGUUUUUGAGAGGAAUUUCAGAUUCCAAAUUUGAGCUAAGUUGCUUGAAAACAUUUCUCAAUUUCGUUUCAUGUGAAUAACGCACGACUUUCAAAGUUUUUGUAAAAAAAGGCUACAGUGCAUGUACGUGCUACCCUCGCACAUGUUUGGAUGCGUACCUACUCCGUAUACUGUUGUCAACUAAAGAUCAUAAACAACUACAUGCAGUAACAACACCGGUGCACCGGCCAAACCCUACAACACAUGAUAUACAAUUAUUAAGUAAGAGAUACCGAUAAUAUUAUAAGUAUUAUAAGAUCAAGGAAUAUCAUAUUUUACAUUUUGGCAAACGAGCAGUGAAAAGCUGUUUGAAAACCGAGGCGUAUAAGCCAGAAUUUUUAAAACAACACGUGUUUUUCUAAGUUCUGUGAAGUGAAAAAAUAUCAAAUAAUCCAGUUUUGCAAAUUGAACGUUGCACGAUGAUUACGAACACCUAAAGCAACUUGAAAAGCGAUACAUCAAGGCUGGUUUACACGAUCAAAAUUUGUUGUGAUCACAGUAGAGAUUUGCAUACAGGUAGUUAUGAUAAAUUCUAUGUUUUGAAGGAUUUGUAAGAAAUAUGUUUGUCUUGUAACAAGUCUCGUAAUCUGUCCUGUCAAAUAUCGUGUUGUUAUUAGAUUUGUGUUGUUGUAUAGUAUUAGCAUAGUUCCGCUGUAAUUGGUGAAAACUGUUGCGUGCACCCUGCCAAUGGAACACAUAUUAUAUGUUGUUGUAAAUCAGUGUACUGUUACAAAUGUUGCAUGUUACUUGGCAAAGUUAAAUAAAUAAACUUUUUAAGGAACUGACUCAGAGCUGAGUUAAACAAAGAGUGAAUUCCCUCAAAAAUUUCUUACAAAUCUUUAAAACUUAGAACUUACCGAAUAUUCAAUAUUUCUAACUGUGAUCACAGAAACUUUGUUACUGUAUAAACCAGCCCUAAGCCUCAGAACUUUUGAAACCAUAUUAUCAGAAAACAGCAUACAUAAUUCAUGGAGUUAUCCCCAUUACUGGCAUUAGAUCAAAACGAACGUACGAUGUUGAUUGAUUCCUUUAUGUUUUGCUAACUAUUGAAAAUUAUCUUUAAUCUAAACUAUGUAGCACUUGCAAAAUUCUAAUCACUUGGUACGUUGUCGUUGUCUAAAUAUUAUCGCCACGAUGGAUAAUCAAGUGAAUGUAAGUGAUGGCAACAGACCUGCGCUAUCACUGGGAACUCUGCAACAGUUCACAUCUGAUCAAGAUCCUCGUGUCAGGACUGCGGCAUUGGAGGCCUUGGUAAGU